Messenger RNA from Cloeon dipterum, 3424 nucleotides. RefSeq names its product valine--tRNA ligase-like. Gene Ontology annotation, biological process: valyl-tRNA aminoacylation. The record is from RefSeq and is a predicted model, not a curated record. The transcript has 16 exons. Gene Ontology annotation, cellular component: cytoplasm; cytosol. Gene Ontology annotation, molecular function: ATP binding; aminoacyl-tRNA deacylase activity; valine-tRNA ligase activity. Lineage: Eukaryota; Metazoa; Arthropoda; Insecta; Ephemeroptera; Baetidae. The coding region runs from base 448 to 3360 and encodes 970 amino acids.
GAUCCGAAAGCUUUCAAAUCAGGCGACGGGGGCGCGGUCGCGUGAUAAGAAACUGCAAGCAGGGCAAUAAGGGGGCGUAACUUAAAUCAUGCUGCCGCCGCACGCGUGAACUUUGUUUACAUUGUAAAGUUUGCUACGAUUUAAAGCGAUUAGAUUAAAUGUCAACGGAAGAUAGGAAUACUGACAAUUUCGUUUGAUUGAUUUGAGAAAAUACAUAUUGCCCAAUCUUCAUACAUUUGUGUUGAAAAUACAGCUUUGAAAUUGUUUUCUCAUCUCGCCAGCAUGAUUAGUUUUUCUAAAACUUCGUAAUUACAUUUCUCCUGUUAUCAUACAAUAAGAUUUGUUUGAUUGUGAAGAAUAGGAAAAUAGAGUAAAUAAUUUAUUCAUCAGGUCAUAUAUUUUGGAAUAAAUAUAAAAUUUAAAAUCGACACGAAAACAGAAAUUGCGAUGUAUCGUAUCCUAGCAAACAGCCAGAUCAAAAGUAAAUUUUUGCAAAAUAGUACUACUUGCCUCUGGAAGAGAGUCAAAAGUGAUUCACACUCAACGAAAUUGGCAGCGGCAUACAACUACAAAGAAGUCGAGGAUGGCUGGUACAGGCACUGGGAAUCUCAGGGACACUUUUCUGCCCAUAAAACACCAUCCAUGGGCAACUCCUUCAGUGUGCUCCUUCCUCCACCUAAUGUCACAGGAAUUCUCCAUUUGGGACAUGCGCUAACCUGCAGUAUUCAAGAUGCAUUGAUUAGAUGGAACCGAAUGAAUGGGAAACAUGUUUUGUGGAUCCCUGGACUCGACCACGCUGGAAUCGCCACUCAAACGGUGGUCGAGCGCCACUUGGCAGCCAACAAAAUGGGCGGCAGAGCUGAAUUAGGCAGAGAAAAAUUCCUCGAUGAAGCUUGGAAGUGGAAGGAGAGCAAAGGGGAUUUCAUUGUGGAGCAAAUUAGAAAUCUUGGCUGCUCUCUUGACUGGGACAAGCAGUAUUUUACGCUGGAUAAAGAACGAAGCAAAGCAGUUGUUGAGGCUUUCAUAAUCCUUUUCGAGCGAGGCCUGAUAUAUCGCUCUGAAUCUCUAGUCAACUGGUCUUGCCACCUUGAGUCUGCGAUUGCGGACAUUGAGGUGGAUUGGCUGCAAUUGGAAGAGCCACAGUGGAUCCAGGUUCCUGGCUACUCCAAAAAAAUAAAGUUUGGAGAGCUGACUCACGUUGCUCUUCCUGUGGAGAACGAAAAUACUGAGUUGGUGAUCGCCACCACAAGACUGGAGACAAUGCUAGGUGACAGCGCCGUCGCCGUUAAUCCUAAGGACGACAGAUACUCAUCUUUCAUAGGAAAAUUCGUAAAACACCCUCUCCGGCCAGGCGCGAAAAUCCCCAUAAUCUCUGAUGACUUUGUCGAUCCUAAUUUUGGAACUGGUGUUGUCAAAAUUACUCCUGCACAUGAUGGCACUGACUUUGAGGUUGGCAAAAGGCAUGGAUUGGAAUUUUUGACUGUUUUCUCCAAUGACGGAAACAUUUUGCCUCUGGGAGGGAGCUUUGACGGACUGAAAAGGUUUGACGCGAGGAGCGAGGUCCGCAAAUAUUUGAAUUCGUUGGGUUUGAUUCGGGGAACAUCAGCUGUGCCCAAUUCAAAAAUUCCUAUCUGCAGCAGGUCAAGUGACGUGGUUGAAAUUAUGCUCAAACCUCAGUGGUUCAUAAAUUGCAAAGAAAUGGCUGUUGAAGCAAAGAAAAGUGUUGAAACUGGAGAACUGGUGAUUGAUCCACCUGCUUUUAACAAGGUUUGGUUUUCGUGGCUGGAAAAUAUUAGAGACUGGUGUAUUUCCCGUCAACUUUGGUGGGGCCACCGCAUCCCUGCAUACCUUUGCAAAAGCGCCAGUGGCGAGGUUUGGAUUUCUGCGCACAGCAAGGAAGAGGCUGAGCAAAAGGCCUGUGAAAUUUUGAAAACUGAUCAGGUCUCCGUAGAUCAAGACCAAGACGUUUUGGACACUUGGUUCUCUUCGGCACUUUUGCCUCUUGCCUCAUUGGGCUGGCCCUCCAGCAUCACCAAAGAAUACUUUCCCCUCAGUCUGAUGGAGACUGGGCACGACAUUUUGUUCUUUUGGGUUGCAAGAAUGGUCAUGCUAGGAAAAGAGUUGACAGGAGAGCUGCCCUUUAAAAAAAUUCUUUUGCAUGGAAUCAUUUGUGACUCUCACGGUAGAAAAAUGUCCAAAAGUUUGGGCAAUGUGAUUAAUCCGGAAGACAUCAUACACGGCAUUUCUCUGGAGGAUUUAACUUUGCGAGUGAAAGAGGGACUAGUGGGAAGCGAGCAGGAGCGGAAAAAAGGGAUCAGUGCACAGAAAAAGGCCUUCCCAAACGGAAUACCUGCUUGCGGCACGGACGCUCUGAGAUACACUCUCUGCUCUCACAAUGCCAAAGCACACUAUAUCAACUUUGACGUUCAAGAGUGUAUCACAAACAAGCACUUUUGUAACAAAAUCUGGCAGGCAACUAAAUACGUUUUGAGCAACACCUCAACUAAAAACGCCAUCAGUGCUUUUGAACUGGCUGAAAUGCAACUUUCGCUGAUGGAUCGGUGGAUUCUAAGCAGACUAUCGCACACAGUAGACUUGAUGAAUGCUGCAUUUGAGAGGGAAAAUCUUCACGAAGCGUGCGCCGCCGUGAAGGACUUUGUUUAUUCAAACUUCUGUGAUAUUUAUAUUGAGGCCAGCAAAAUGUUGCUCAAAGACCAAAAUACCCACGCAUCUUGCCAACAAGUUCUCUUACAUUGUGUGCACACAUACCUUACUUUGUUGGCUCCUUUCAUGCCUUUCUUGAGCGAGAAACUAUACCAGCACGCGGCAGAUGACAAAAAUUCUGUCCACGCAAAUUGCUACCCUAGUUCAGCAGAGUGGGCUUGCUUUAAAAAUUCUGACGCAGAGUUCAAGGCAAACCUGCUGAUUGACACCGCGAGAGCCAUUCGAGAAUUGAAAAGCAUGGCGAAACUGUCAAAGCAACAGACAAAUGUUUUCAUUGAAACUGCACACCCGUCUCUGUACAGCGACAAUAAUAGUGUGCUCAAAAUGCUGGGCCAGUGCGCAGAGUUGUCCGUGUGCAGCAAAAUCGAGCCCGGCACUAAGACAAUCAAAGCACCUUUGAGUUCAGGCACAACAGUCCACGUGGCUGGAGAGGUGUUAUUAGACUUUGAUGCCAUCAACAGGAAGGUAAAAAAGCUACGAAAGGAGGAGGAGAAUCUGGUUAGGACCCUCUCAACGUCGGGAUUCCUCAAAAAAGCGCCAAAAGACGUGCAGGAAUCAAAAAGGAGAAAAUUGCAGGAAAUAAGACUGGAUAUUGAAAAAUACUGUCAACAACAAAUGGAUGUGCAGACCGCAUAGUCAAAAUGAAAUUUGUAGCCAAUGAGACUUCUAUUGGAACAUUAAAUAUAAAAAUCAUACUUUA